ACGUCUUCUGCUUAUGCAGUGAACGGCUGGGAACGCGUUUACAGUUUAGAGGGGCUUGUUUCAAUCAUGGCUGAUGUCUCUCCCGCUUCUGGCUCCGUCUGUAUCUUCCGCAACGCGCGCUUCUCUUGAUUUCUCUCUCUGCUUCUUUCCGCGAUUGUGUUACAUUAGCUCUCCAUUUCCAGAGCUUUCAUUGCCCUAGCGUUCUCUUUUACACCUGAUUUCUGAAAAAGAACCAACAAAAUUCCUUCUCAAUUAUUGUUUACUUCUUCCGAUCACCUUUCUCGUGCGUGCGGUUGGAUUUUAUUCUUCGCAGCUUCUCCUUCCUUUUUUAUGUUGUCCAUCCCCAGUGCUUUCGUUGUCCUGGUGUUUUCUCUCGAAUCACCUCAGAGAGUUGAAAGUCAUCCAAUCUGCGUUGAGUUCGGAUGGAGAUAGAUUCCCUGGCUUUCUCUGUUCGAAGUCCGUGAAUGCACUGUCUGUCUAUCCAAUUUAAGGAGAGAGAUUGGAAGCCUGUGAAGCCUCUCACCAUGUUCUUUAUUAGCACCCUGCUAAAAGACGUUUUGGUGCUUACUUCGAUAAAAUCCGAAGGUUAUUAAGAUGGACAGCUCGGAAAUAUAGAUUUGGAAAUUCCAAGUUCUAAGUGAAUUCAAACUUCGUAACUCAGUAAUAAUUUGAAGGUUUCGAGCUGCCUGAUUCUUUGAUUGUUCAUUGUAGAGGCCGGACGAAAUGGCUUUUGAUUUAAGUUCCGUUUUUCCGAAACUGCAACUGCUAAUGACUUCUGAUCAUGCUUCCGUGGUCUCCAUGAACCUAUUUGUGGCGCUCCUGUGUGCUUGUAUUGUCAUUGGCCAUCUUCUUGAGGAGAACCGAUGGAUGAACGAGUCCAUCACCGCCCUUUUGAUUGGUCUUUGCACCGGCGUAGUCAUUUUGCUGAUAAGGGGCGGUCAAAGCUCCCAUCUUCUUGUUUUCAGCGAAGAUCUUUUCUUUAUAUACCUUCUGCCACCUAUCAUAUUUAACGCCGGCUUUCAGGUGAAAAAGAAGCAGUUUUUCGUAAAUUUCAUCACUAUUGUGCUGUUUGGUGCUGUUGGUACAUUAAUAUCUUGUACCAUCAUAACUUUUGGCGUUACACAAGUUUUUAGGAAGAUGGGCAUUGGUCCACUUGAGAUUGGGGAUUAUCUAGCAAUUGGUGCAAUAUUUGCCGCAACAGAUUCUGUGUGCACAUUGCAGGUGUUAAAUCAGGACGAGACACCUUUACUCUACAGCCUUGUGUUUGGAGAGGGUGUCGUGAACGAUGCUACAUCUGUUGUGCUUUUCAAUGCAAUUCAAAGCUUUGACCUCAACCAACUAGACUCCGGAAUUGCUUUAAACUUUCUUGGCAACUUUCUGUACCUGUUUAUUGCAAGCACAUUGCUCGGUGUUUUGACUGGUCUGCUUAGUGCUUAUAUUAUUAAAAAGCUAUAUAUUGGCAGGCACUCCACGGAUCGUGAAGUCGCUCUAAUGAUGCUGAUGGCUUACCUUUCCUACAUGCUGGCUGAAUUAUGCUAUCUGAGUGGUAUCCUCACUGUAUUCUUCUGUGGGAUUGUAAUGUCCCAUUAUACUUGGCAUAACGUGACUGAGAGUUCCAGAGUCACUACGAAGCAUGCUUUUGCAACCUUGUCGUUUGUUGCUGAGACAUUUAUCUUCCUUUAUGUUGGUAUAGAUGCCCUGGACAUUGACAAAUGGAGGUUCGUUAGUGAUAGCCCAGGAAAAUCAAUAGCAGUGAGCUCAGUGUUGUUGGGUCUAGUACUCACUGGAAGAGCAGCUUUUGUUUUCCCCCUGUCCUUCCUGUCCAACUUGGCUAAAAAGUCGCCAAAUGAGAAAAUCAACUUUAGGCAACAAGUGAUCAUAUGGUGGGCUGGUCUGAUGAGAGGUUCUGUUUCAAUGGCACUUGCGUAUAAUCAGUUCACCAUGUCGGGUCAUACCCAACUGCGAUCCCAUGCUAUGAUGAUCACUAGCACAAUCACAGUUGUGCUCUUCAGCACAGUGGUCUUCGGUUUAAUGACUAAGCCACUCAUAAGGUAUUUGCUGCCUAAUAUUAAACACACAAGCAGCGUGGUCACAACGGAAUCAUCUACUCCAAAAUCUUUUACCGUGCCACUUCUUGGGGCUUCCCAAGAUUCCGAACUUGAUAUUGAUGGAAAUGCACUCAUUCGUCCAAGUAGCAUCCGUUUAUUACUCACCACUCCUACGCACACAGUCCAUCGCUACUGGCGCAAGUUUGAUGACGCAUUCAUGCGCCCCGUUUUUGGGGGCAGGGGCUUUGUUCCUGUGGAGCCUGGCUCGCCUACCCAACGAAACGGCCAUCAGUGGCAAUGAGAGUAAAGCCAAGUAACAUGUAAAAUAUAUCGUGUGCUGUGUAAAUUUUGCGGAGAUCCUAUAUUGCAUGUAUUAAAUUAAUUCUUUUUGAGCACCUGUGUAGAGAUAAGGUUGUGUACCAUAGGUGACGUCUCCUUGAAGAGCCAGAAUAUUGUAAAUCAGAUUCUCUGGCGCAUCGCAUUGCCUUAAAUUUUUGGCGUUGAAAUGAAAUGAGUUUUUUUGAUAUCAAAA
This is a messenger RNA of Neltuma alba, 2580 nucleotides long. Its product is annotated as sodium/hydrogen exchanger 1-like. The transcript has 15 exons. Gene Ontology annotation, molecular function: sodium:proton antiporter activity; potassium:proton antiporter activity. Lineage: Eukaryota; Viridiplantae; Streptophyta; Magnoliopsida; Fabales; Fabaceae. The record is from RefSeq and is a predicted model, not a curated record. Gene Ontology annotation, cellular component: plasma membrane. The coding region runs from base 724 to 2349 and encodes 541 amino acids. Gene Ontology annotation, biological process: sodium ion import across plasma membrane; proton transmembrane transport; regulation of stomatal closure.